ACGUCCACCUAAGGAGAUCGGGACUGACUCGCGCGCGCGAAGGCGCGCCAAGAACAUAUCGACACACGCCGCAGUCUCUUUACGUGCGCACGGCCGCGCCGAAGCGCGUAGCCCGAGGAGACUCGUCGCGCGGGGGUGGUCGAGGCGAUUUUCGAGGAGGUGGCUGAGAAACUUCUCUAGGAACCCAUCGAUUACGAAGGAAUAAAGAGAGAACCGACUAAAUUGCGAAAACAGGGGCCGAAAUGGGGCGGCUCGUCGCGGCGCUUGGGGUUCUUUUUGCGGGGUGCGCCAUACACGUGCUCGCCCUUACGACCAACGAAGGGCUCUCGAGCAGUCUGCAGAAUGUCCUGUUCGAGGAUGAAUUCGCGAUCUCCGUGUCUCAUUUAAACAGUCGAGCACACCUGCAAAAUGUCGAAAUCCUUCUUUCUAUGCAUUUUUCUGGGCAAAAGAAGUUCGUCCUGAUGCUGGAUCGGCGCAACAGCCGAGUCAUCAUCGAGGCAGUAGAGGACGACGAGACGCACUCGACGACUCUCGCCGCGAACAAACUGUCGGUGGAAAAUGGGAUAAACAAUGGACUGGUACUCCUGAUUCGGCAACACGUUGACGGACUGCAAGCGGACUUGUAUGCAGACUGCGUUUUCCAAGGCACGAUGCAGCUGGAGACGGCAUUGAGGGACAUGGCGACCGGUUCGCAGACUCUGGCUAUGUUAGCCUACACGCAAAAGAGAUACCGGUACAAGGUGUACAAGUCUUUCGACGUAAAUUACGUUCUGGCGAAGGAAGGUUGCUUCUUCGACUCCCCCGUCAACGACCAGGCCAUUCAGCCUCCACCUGGGAAUAACGAAAUCCCGAAGAAGAUCAGGGGCGACAUCGAGAUCCUCCAUGGACUGGACGACAAAAUUUGCAUAACUGACCAGGUUCUCCUGAAGACCUUCAACGAGCUCAUCUCCGUCACGGGGAAACUGCGGGAAGAGAUCCUCCGAAACAACCUGGAACUGGCCCAACUUCGGCAGAUGAUCGACAGGUGCGCCAGGUGUUACGAGACCAAAAUAAUCGUGCCAGAGCCUCCAAAGGUUACCUGCACGGUGAACUCGCCCUGCUUCCCAGGAGCGAGGUGUCGCGAUACCGCGAAUGGACCGCAAUGCCUCUCUUGUCCUGCCGGUUACAUCGGGGAUGGAUAUCGCUGUCGACCGGGUCGCACCUGUGCCGACCGCCCCUGCUUCCAGGGGGUCACCUGCCGCGACACGAGGAACGGCUUCAGAUGCGAAUCUUGUCCUCCGGGAUACGUCGGGAAUGGGGAGCACUGUGUGCGCCGAAGGGUGGGCUGCGAGACCAACCCUUGUCACCCCCAAGUCCUAUGUCACUCCACGGAUUACUCGCCUUACUAUCGGUGUGGCCAGUGCCCAUCAGGCUUUACCGGAAACGGCACAACCUGCUACGACUUGGACGAGUGCGAUCUGGUACAGCCUUGCGACCCGAGGGCGAGCUGCUACAAUUUGUCACCCGGAUAUAAAUGCGGACCCUGCCCACCGGGAUUUAUCGGCAACGAGGUCAUCGGGGUCGGCAUGGACCGGGAUAGGCAACGCCACGUCUGCGAGGACAUCGACGAGUGUGCAGACGGAAACAACGGAGGCUGCGUGCCCUAUUCCGAGUGCAUCAACACCCCGGGUUCCUUCCACUGUGGGGAGUGCAAGAGGGGCACUAGCGGAAAUCAGACAGUCGGGUGUAAAUUGAAUCCUGGCGUUUGUCCCGAUCUCAAUAUCUGCCACACCAAGGCCAGUUGCAGACAUUUCGGCGGAGGCCGCUACGAGUGCAAGUGCAACGUCGGUUGGGCCGGAAAUGGCUAUCACUGUAACCCAGACACGGAUGCUGAUUCGUACCCCGAUAAGGAGAUACCAAACUGCACCGAUCCCCGAUGCAAGGCGGACAAUUGUCCCAACCAUCCGAACAGUGGCCAGGAGGAUGCCGAUGGAGAUGGCAAGGGUGAUGCCUGCGACCCCGACGCUGACAGGGAUGGCAUCCCCAACCACCCUGACAAUUGUCCACUCGUGUACAACCCCGACCAGGCCGACAGGGACGGUGACAAUCGUGGCGACACCUGCGACAAUUGUCCAACAGUGCCUAAUUUCGAUCAGAAGGACACCGACGGGGACGGCGUCGGCGACGCCUGCAGCGACGACAUGGACAACGACGGUAUCAAGAACAAGGACGACAAUUGCCCAACCGUUCCGAAUCCUGACCAAAGAGACACCGAUGGCGACGGAGUGGGAGACGCCUGCGACAAUUGUCCUACGGUGCCGAACCCGGGACAAGAAGACAAGGACAACGACGGCAUCGGCGACGUCUGCGACGACAACGUGGACAAGGACGACGACGGCGCGCCGGACAGUCUGGACAAUUGUCCCACAAUACCGAAUGCGGAGCAAACCGACACCGAUGGCGAUGGCCUCGGCGAUGCGUGUGAUCCUGACAUAGACAACGACAAGGUGCCCAACAAAGUCGACAAUUGUCCCUACUUCUACAAUCCCAACCAAGAGGACUACAAUCGGAAUGGAAUCGGAGACCUCUGCGAGGACGACAACGACAACGACACGAUACCCAACAUCCACGACGUCUGCCCCAACAAUAGUCAGAUUUGGACCGUCGACUUCCGCAAGUACAUGACCGUCAAUCUGGACCCCAGGGGAACCUCGCAGAAGGACCCUGUCUGGGUAGUCCUGAACAAGGGGGCGGAGAUCCUGCAGACCCUCAACAGCGACCCUGGAAUGGCGAUCGGGUUCGAAAGAUUCGACGGCCUCGACUACGAGGGCACCUUCUACGUCGAUGACGCCGACGAGGAUGACGACUUCGUAGGGUUCGUGUUCGGCUACCAGGACAGCGGCAAGUUCUACGUCUUCACCUGGAAGAAGCUCCAGCAAACUUAUUGGCAAGCUGCGCCAUUCCGGGCGGUCGCCGAGCCAGGGAUGAUCCUGAGGCUGGUGGAUUCAGCAACAGGUCCUGGCGUCAAACUGAGGAACAGCCUCUGGCACAACGAAAGCGUCCCUACAGAGACGAGGAUUCUCUGGAGGGAUCCGAAAAAACUGGGCUGGCAGCCGAGGAUCCCUUACAGGUGGCUGCUGAUACACAGGCCUAAAAUUGGACUCAUCAGGAUUUGGAUUUACGAGGGGUCGAAAUUGGUCACCGACUCUGGAAACAUUUUCGACACCUACCUCAAAGGAGGCAGAAUCGGGGUCUACUGCUUCUCCCAGGAGAUGAUCAUCUGGUCGAAUCUGAACCACAGAUGCAAUGAUCAAGUGCCCCCCUUUGUUUAUCACGAGCUGCCGCCAAAUCUGAAAGCAUUGGUUGAUAUAGACCUCAGCACAACUUCAUUCUCAGGAGCCUAGGUACUCUUCGAUGGACUUGGAAAAUGACAUUGCACGUAAAACCGAAGUCCAUCUUGAAACAUGCCAAUGAAACAGUGGUAACCGCCUCGUCGGUUUCAGCCUCCCAGGAAAUUACGUCGUUUAGAAUGAAUUGCGCUCAACUCGGUACACUUUAGAAGCGAUUGUUACAUAUUUUAAGCAAAUCUCGGAAGUAUCCGGAUUUUGUACCAUAUUUUUUUUUAAGAAUAUCUGUUUUCAACGUGUUUCGUUCGGUGGGGUUAUCCUUGACGAUGUGAUACCGCUUCUUAAAAGGGUGCGCGAAAUUGAAGAGCACUUCUUGACUUUUCCGUGAUUUCGGACAAAUUCGAGGCGAACUACUCAAUUAAUGGGAUGUACAUGUACCUAUUACGAAAGUGUCAAGUGAAUAAGUCGGCAAGCUCGCUGACUGAAGCGUUACUUAUUACGAUGCAUUGUUAUACUAUAAGGAAUAUCUAAUUAUCGUACAAACGGACACACAGAUGCUAAUCGGUGAUACACGAAGCGUCCUAAAAAUGAGAAAUUACGGAUCAACGAGUCGUACCACUUUACAGGUAUACAUGUGUUAACUCUCGCAAUAAAGUUUACGUGAACGUCACCGUGCA
Orussus abietinus is the source of this 4003-nucleotide messenger RNA. RefSeq names its product cartilage oligomeric matrix protein (gene Tsp). Gene Ontology annotation, biological process: cell adhesion. Gene Ontology annotation, molecular function: calcium ion binding. Bases 243 to 3383 code for a protein of 1046 amino acids. The record is from RefSeq and is a predicted model, not a curated record. The transcript has 14 exons. NCBI's taxonomy places the organism in Eukaryota, Metazoa, Arthropoda, Insecta, Hymenoptera, Orussidae. Gene Ontology annotation, cellular component: extracellular region.